Molecule: messenger RNA, 4557 nt
Organism: Penicillium cinerascens
Lineage: Eukaryota; Fungi; Ascomycota; Eurotiomycetes; Eurotiales; Aspergillaceae
Exons: 8
Biological process (GO): carbohydrate metabolic process
Molecular function (GO): hydrolase activity, hydrolyzing O-glycosyl compounds; chitin binding
Source: RefSeq, a predicted model, not a curated record
UCUUUGCCUAUUCUCGUGAGACAAGUCAUUCAAAUGAUCUUGCAAUGGUCCGCGGUGGCUCUAGGGGCCGCAGGCUUCCUACUAUUGUCUGCGGACCCUGUCACUGCAAGUGCAGGCUAUCAUCCGGGGGAAACAGCGUGCCCGGCGCUUUGUAAUGCCGCUGGACCUUACCCUUCGAAUUGGUCCCUCUACCACAACUUUGACCAACUUCAAUACUGCAACCAGGCCUUGUUCCUUGACUUUUCCCUCUAUGAUGAUGUCGACAACCCAGAUACUCUGCACCGUCUCUAUUCCUGCACCUCUUACGGUGCGGACUGGGCCAAUCAACCGAAGAUAUCAACAUCUGUGGUACCCGUUGAGACGGUGAAUGCCACGUAUCAGAUCGGGUGGUCUUCUGAUGGAGGUGUGCUUGCAGCUGCUGAUAUCAGCACUUUGUCCAGGCAGAUUCGUCGGUACUUGGUAAAGGGCUAUGGGGCAACGAACGAGUCGAAUAUUCUAUUUGCGCGCUCCAAUGAGGCAUCCGUCGGUGUGUAUCUUGGAAGCGGUAUAGAGGACAAAGGUGUUGGUUCAUUUGCUCUGAAGGCCUUGGAAGACCAUCUAUCCACUACACGCAUCAGGUCAGGAAGCAUUGCCAUGCAACUCUGCAUCUCUGAUGAUGAUGGGACACACUUCUUUGGAUUGAUGGCCACGAGUAAUGGGACCUUUAGCUCUGUGCAAGCUGCCAUCAAGUCGUGGUCAGCCGCAGAUUGUCUCUCGUUCGAUUCUUCCAGAAACAUCACUGGCCCGGCUAUGUUCACCACCUCUCUGCUUUCCUCGAGGACCAAAAGUUAUGUUUCCAACGUCACCAACAAUACCAGUAAUCCGAUGCGGACAUCAAGUUCUCCUGCUCCCUGGCGCUCCAAUCACCCUCUGGAUCCGACCAACCGACUUUCGGCCCGAUCUGACUGCAGAACAAUCCAGGUUCAAAGGGGUGAUGGCUGUCCUUCUCUAGCCAUUAAAUGUGGCAUAUCAGGUGCACAGUUCACCAAGUUCAACCCCAGUUCUACCUUGUGUGGAAACCUCAUUGCUGGGCAACAUGUCUGCUGCUCAGCUGGGAGUCUUCCCGACUUCACACCAAAGCCUAAUGCAGAUGGCUCAUGUUUUCCAUACAGUAUUAAGAGCAAUGAUGUCUGCAAAACCAUUGCCGCAGCACACGGUAUCACAGUCACUCAGCUGGACGAAUACAACACUAAGACAUGGGCUUGGCCUGGUUGCUCUCACCCGCUCUGGGUUGGAACCACUAUCUGUCUUAGCUCGGGAACUCCACCUAUGCCAGCUUAUGUAGCCAAUGCAAUUUGUGGACCCCAAAAGCCAGGGACUAAAGUGCCGCCUUCUGGCACUGACAUUGCUACCCUGAAUCCUUGUCCAUUGAACGCAUGCUGUGAUGCCUGGGGCCAGUGUGGCGUCACCGAGGAAUUCUGCACAAGCACCACCGAUGGGGCACCAGGGACCGCCGCCUCCGGCACCAAUGGCUGUAUCUCAAACUGCGGAACUAACUUUCCGCCGAGCAGCCCGCCUGCGGUUUUUCGAAGAGUCGGCUACUUUGAGGGGUUCAAUUUAGACCGCAAAUGCCUUUACCAGGAUGUUCUGCAAAUCGACUUCUCGAACUACACACAUUUGCAUUUUGGAUUCGCCAGUCUCACGCCGGACUAUCAGGUGCAAACAGGCAAUAUUCUCAGUUCGUUUGAGUUCAACAACUUUAAACGCAUCGAGGGUCCAGCUAAAAUUGUUUCCUUCGGUGGCUGGGCCUUCUCAACAGACUCAAGCACAUACAAUAUUUUGCGGAACGGCGUCCUCCCUGCUAACCGAGAUACAUUAGCAAAAAACAUUGCUAACUUUGUCAAUGACCACGACCUUGAUGGCGUUGAUAUUGACUGGGAGUACCCCGGGGCACCUGACAUUCCGAACAUUCCACCCGCCUCUGCUGAUGAGGGUUACGACUACAUAUAUUUUCUUUUCCUCCUCAAAGGCUAUCUGCCCGAUAAAUCUGUUUCUAUUGCAGCUCCCUCGUCAUACUGGUACCUGAAGAACUUUCCGAUUCAGACAAUCAGCAUGAUCGUGGACUAUAUUGUUUUCAUGACCUAUGAUCUUCACGGUCAGUGGGACGCAAACAGCCCAUGGUCACAAAGCGGUUGCCCCUCGGGAAUGUGUCUCCGUAGUGGUGUCAAUCUGACAGAGACUCUCAACUCUCUUGUCAUGAUCACGAAAGCAGGAGUUCCUUCCAACAAGAUUGUUGUUGGUGUCACCAGUUACGGUCGGUCUUUUGCAAUGGCUGACCCGGGCUGCUAUGGCCCAGAUUGCUUCUACACUGGCACUGCACUGCAUUCAAAUGCUGAACCAGGUGUUUGUACCGGGCAAGCUGGAUAUAUUGCGAAUGCGGAGAUCAAACAGAUCCUGAGUGAUCCAAGCCGUGUCAAUCAACACUUCAUCGACGACAGCGACUCUAACAUUCUGGUGUAUGAUAACACCCAAUGGGUCUCCUGGAUGGAUGACCAUGUCAGAUCAAUACGGACACAGUUGUACCAGGCAUUUAAUUUUGGUGGCACUACCGACUGGGCUACAGAUUUGGAGUCUUAUCAUCCUGUUCCACCUCUUUCCACCGCCAAAACCUGGCCUGAAUUCAUAUCAAAAAUCAAGUCUGGAGGAGACCCUUACGAGCAGGGAAACCGAACUGGUAACUGGACCACACUAACCUGCACAGACCCAGCGGUGCAGGGUGUUGCCGACUUCACCUCUCAAGAACGGUGGAAUAUGUUGGAUUGUCCGAAUGCAUGGGAAGAUUUGAAAAAUGUUUGGGUAACCGACCAAAGGGGUCAUUUAAACUAUCCGUUCUCGGCAGCUCUUUCACUCACGAUGCAUGGGCCAGAAAACACAAACUGUUCCGAUUUGCAGGGUCUCUGCCCCGGUGGUAAAGAAUGCACUAGCUUUGUAGGCGCCGGAUCAGGGCCUGCGGCAUAUGAAAUUUGGAACUCUUGGGGUAUCAUUCAUGCGGUAUGCUUUCUCUCACUAUACCAAAAUUUUAUCGUUCUGGCGAAUCUGACCUUGGGUGAACUUUGCCUAUUCCAGAUGUUUGUGAAUUUCAAUUCUGAUCUACAAACUGCGUGGUCUGACCUCAUCCUGCCUCAACUCACGAUCUUCGAAGAUACUUUUGCACCAAUACCUCCGGCUCCAAGUGAUCAAUGGAUUUUUCUGCUAGUUGAUUUAGUCACACUCGGGGUUUCACUGGUUGCAGGGCCCUUUUUCGACACUGUCCUCAGUGGAAUGGCAGCGUUUGCUGACAACCCAAAUACGUUGGCCAAUCUGAAAGAUGCCACAAUGACUUUGAUUGGACAAAGCACAACCAUAGCAAAAGAUGCACUCCAGACCCAUCAAGUUCGUGGAUGGACUCCGCAAUCACACGCUAAAUUCACCGCAUACAUGGGCCAGGCUGUCUUCGGGUGGAGUAAUUUUACCAUGAACGUUCUAGCAGAUAUCUUCUGUGGCAGCGACAAUGGAUUAAGUAUGCUCACCACUCUCAUGUCCAACGGGCAACUCAUUGAAGGGUCUGCUGGGAUCGUGAGCGCAGACCUCCCUGGCAAGCUUGUUUCAUCCUUUGAGAAGCACAUUGCUAAGUCUCUAUGGGCGUAUACAAUUCCAACAAUCUGGAGUCUUUCGCCGGAUGUAUACCCUUUCGUCAUCGACUCAGGUUAUGGCUGUGACACAACUGACCCACUCAGUGAAUAUCUUAGCUCGGACACAAUGCAUUCCUCAGGGGCUUGCAUCUCUGGCAAGCUAUAUUAUCUGGCUACACCUAAGGGCAAAGCACGGGAAAGUAAGGUGAUAUGCUCACUACACGGCACGUGCCAUGCUUCAUCCCACGACAACUCGUUCUCUGCACUGCCAGGCAUUGAUACCAUGAACGGGGGUUCAUGGGCUGGUAUAACGGUCAAAGAUGUGAUCAAUGGAUCCGUGAAUACGUACCAGGCCAAUAACAAUGCGAACGGCGCCUCAACGCCUAGUCCUUACGACCCCAAGACUGUCGCCAAUUUGAUCCAGGGAGACUUUACAACCCCAGGUUACAUUCGGCUGCCUGUGUGUAGUCCAGAUGUUGCCUUCGCGGCAUGGAAUCAAGUUGGCGGACCCAGCACCCACAAACCAAGCUACCCAUGUAUUCCACCAAUGGGGGUGAAUGACUGUCGUACUUCUACCUUUGUGGAUCAGACAAGCGGUGCAUCUCCACUGGUGUCGGAUUGUCUUGAGCUUGUCAAGGAAGUUGAAGGCAUGUUGCAUAAGUCAUGGGAGGUUUCCGAUGCCUUUAAACAGCAAAAGCAGCUGCUGCGCCAUGGAACCUGUCGGUUUGGGAUCCAGGGUACAUCAAUCAUUGGAAACAUCGACUUCCAUAUCGGCUCUCAGGACAUUAUCGACAUUAUCAAUCAGUCAAUCAAGCAGUUUGGAGGAUCUGGCAGAGUUGGUGCUAAAGGUGACAUGUCUUGCGAUGGCGACGUGAAGGGACAGCCUGUUCUGUGGGGACUUUACUAG